UCUAUCUCAUUCUUCAUCAUAUUUUCUUUAUUAUCUAAAUUUUUGUGAUGUCUUCCUCAAGAAGAUGUGCUAAUUGGAGUGUUAGUGAGGAUGUUGCUCUAUGCAACGCUUGGGUAAGCAUAUCCGAAGAUGAUGCGGUUGGCAUAAAUCAAACGGGGGAGAGUUUUUGGCGCCGAAUUUACGUAUCAUUUUCGCAAAAUUGUGACGUUCUAUGGAGUCGGGAUUCAAUUGAGUCUCGUUUCAAGAUCAUCAAUCACCAAUGUUCUUCAUGGAAAUCUUGUGUGCGGAAGGCGAGCGUAACCCCGACGAGUGGGUCAAACUUAGCCAAUUUGAAGGACCCGAAGACCGGGAUGUGGUACGCAACUUGCAAAUGGUGCGGGAUAAAAUGUAGCAUGGGGGUUUCAGGCGGAUACGGGAUGACAAUGAAGCAUAUGAAGUCAUGUGACAAAGCCAAAGAAUCGGGAGGUGCGG
This is a messenger RNA of Cuscuta europaea, 471 nucleotides long. NCBI's taxonomy places the organism in Eukaryota, Viridiplantae, Streptophyta, Magnoliopsida, Solanales, Convolvulaceae. The record is from the annotation of a GenBank genome assembly.